This is a messenger RNA of Papaver somniferum (opium poppy), 2520 nucleotides long. RefSeq names its product wall-associated receptor kinase 5-like. Gene Ontology annotation, biological process: cell surface receptor signaling pathway; protein phosphorylation. The coding region runs from base 1 to 2520 and encodes 839 amino acids. Gene Ontology annotation, molecular function: protein serine/threonine kinase activity; ATP binding; calcium ion binding. NCBI's taxonomy places the organism in Eukaryota, Viridiplantae, Streptophyta, Magnoliopsida, Ranunculales, Papaveraceae. The record is from RefSeq and is a predicted model, not a curated record. Gene Ontology annotation, cellular component: plasma membrane. The transcript is spliced from 5 exons.
AUGGCUAUUAUCAAUUCUUUGAUUAUCAGUUGGUUAUUUUUUGUAUCAUCAUCAUCAUCAGUUGCAAUGUUAAUUCAGACAAAGCCAGGUUGCCAGCCUAAAUGUGGGAACGUUAGCAUUCCAUAUCCUUUCGGCAUCGGUGAAGGUUGUUCUCUUGACUCAAAUAUUUAUGGUUUUGGGUACAGUGUUAUGUGUAAUACUUCUUAUGAUCCCCCAAAGCCCUUGUACAUGUAUACAUCGGCAUUCAAUUUAGACACCGAAAUAUUGGGCAUAUCAGACACUGAAAUCCGCAUAAAAACCACACUCAUAGAAAAAUGUUACCGGAAGUCUUAUGCUGACAGCACUCUCAAUGCUUCUGCACAUGAGACCCCAUUUAUGGUCUCCCAAACAAAAAAUAGAGUGUUUGCUGUAGGGUGUAAUACAACAGGUUUAGCGUUGAUGCAAUUAUAUGGUACUAGAAUGAAUUAUACGGGCACAUGUCAUUCUCAGUGUGACACAAGGAACAAAGUGAUAGAAGGUUCUUGUACUGGCAGUGGGUGUUGUUCAACACCAAUUCCAAAGGGUGUAUAUGCUAUGUAUGGGAAUGUAACUAGCAACCUAAACGAGGUUUGGCAAUUCAAUCCGUGCAGCUACACCUUUACGGCUGAGACAGACAGCUUCAAAUUUAGUGCGUUGGAUCUUGUGGAUAUGCAUAGAAAAGGUAGAGAAGUUUUAUCAGUAGUAAUCGACUGGGCUAUAGGCACGGAGACUUGUAUAGAAGCACAAAAAAAUCCUUCAACUUAUCAGUGCCAUGGUAAUACUUCUUGCGUGGAUCCCAUAAACAAUCCUGGAUAUCGAUGUGUUUGUCAUGAAGGUUAUGAAGGAAAUCCUUAUCUCCAACCUGGAUGCCAAGACAUUAACGAGUGCGAGGAUGGAAAGAACAAUCUCUGCACAAAUAUUUGCACAAAUACAAUAGGGAGUUACGAUUGUUCUUGCCCAGACGGCAUUUCUGGCGAUGGAAGAAAAGAUGGGAGUCGUUGUAUAGUCGCGAAACAUGAAUUUCCAAUACUAGGAGUAACUUUGGGUGUUGGUUUGGGGUUACUUGCAUUUCUUCUAAUUGAUAGUUCUUGCUUAUACUUGAUCAUCCAUAAAAGAAAGCUAAUGAAAUACAGAAAGAUAUAUUUCGAGCAAAAUGGUGGAUUGCUGCUAAAACAAAAACUAUCCUCGAAUGAAAUUGGUGCAGAUUCAACGAAGAUAUUUUCUCCUGAAGACCUAGAACUCGCAACAAAUAAUUAUGAUGAGAGUCUUAUCCUUGGACGAGGAGGCUUUGGUACAGUUUACAAGGGAACUUUGUCCGAUAAUCGUAUAGUUGCCAUUAAGAAAUCACAAGUAGUUGACCAGAGCCAAAUAGAACAAUUCAUAAACGAGCUUGUCAUUCUUAGUCAGAUUAACCAUCGAAACGUGGUGAAACUCUUAGGUUGUUGUCUAGAGACUGAGGUUCCAUUGCUUGUUUACGAAUACGUUUCUAAUGGUACUCUCUACCAAUAUAUUCAUCACAACGAUGGUAUGUUCUCCAAUUCAUGGAAAAAUCUUCUGCGAAUAGCUUCCGAAAUUUCAAAUGCACUUGCAUAUUUACACUCAUCCGCUUCUAUCCCCAUCAUCCAUAGAGAUAUGAAGUCUACCAACGUACUGCUAGAUGAAAGCUACACUGCAAAAGUUUCAGAUUUUGGUGCAUCCAGGUUGGUUCCUUUGGAUCAAACUCAUUUAAACACGCGAGUUCAAGGCACUUUCGGAUACCUAGAUCCAGAAUAUUUUAGGACCAGCCAGCUGACAGAUAAAAGCGAUGUUUAUAGUUUUGGCGUGGUUCUUAUAGAACUAUUAACAGGAGAAAAAGCCCUUUCUUUUGAAAGGUCACAGCAACAAAGAACCCUAGCCAAUUAUUUCAUUUCUUUAUUGGAAGUAAACAAUUUUUCCCAUCUUCUAGGCUCUCGAGUAUUGAAUGACGGAAACCCGGAGCAUGUACUUGCUGUUGCAGAGCUUGCAAAGAAAUGCCUUAACGCAAAAGGAGAAGAUAGGCCUACAAUGAAACAAGUUGCAGCAAAGCUAGAAGGUCUGAGAAGCUUAGAAAAAGAUGCACAUCAAGCAAACCAUGAAGACUCUGAGAACGUACCAGUUGAGGUUGAUAGGGACUUAUAUGCUGUGCCACUCAUGAGCUCUUACAGUACUACAUCAUCAUUCGAUUAUUCUGGACAAAAUAGCUUGUCGACAAAUAUGACAGGUCCCAGCAAAAAUUCUUCUUCUAAGAGUACCAAAUUCACAAUUUCGAACCCUAACCCAUCUUCAAGAUUGAAGGACAAAGAAUCUCUCAAGAGGAAGCCAUCGCAUAACAAAGGAGAGUCUGAAUGCGAGAUUGAUGGUGGUAAGAUGAGAAAAAUUAGCAAAGCAACUCCAUUCAACAAGAACCUCAUAGUUCCUGACUUCGAUUGCCAAGAGGUUUAUGCUAAUUCUCGCAUCAAUACCGUGUUGUUGCACCAGACUUGA